This is a messenger RNA of Erythranthe guttata (spotted monkey flower), 1377 nucleotides long. Lineage: Eukaryota; Viridiplantae; Streptophyta; Magnoliopsida; Lamiales; Phrymaceae. The record is from RefSeq and is a predicted model, not a curated record.
AUGAUAAAAAUAUUCCGAAAUACUUACCCGAAAAACCAUAUAUAUAUAAAUUAUUCACUUAAAUGUUCAUGCUUUAUAUACUUUGAUCAAGCAAUAUUUAUUUUCUCUAUUUUAAUUUUCUCGGCGCAGGAAGAAAUUUCGAGCCCUCUUGGAGCUCAAAUGUUCGAUUUCUGCGAAUCCGAAUUAUUCCCCGAGACUUUUCAUAGUUCCGAAGUUGUAUCGAGUUCCAAUAAUUGCUACUAUAAUGAAGACCUUUCCUUUACAUCCAUUAAAACUACAACAACAGAAGAUCAUACAAACGAUCCGUCGCCACCGCUCGCCACAGCCACCAGCCCGCCGCCGCCGCCCAUCGCCGCCACCGGAAACAACCACAUCUCCAUAAUCUUCGAUGAAGAUGAUCUGGAAAACGACAUCUCCGCAUCCAUAGACUUCACCGCUUCUCCCUCCUUUCCGACCCCUCAUGAUCACUAUUUCAGCAAUAACAACAACAACAAUAACAACAGCAAACCGUUAUUCGACCAUUUCUCUCUAACCAACCAUCUCCCGUUGGGAGACAUAGCGAUCGGGGCCCACCACCAUUACGCUCACGAAAGCUGGCCGAUGUUGACGGCGGCACCACCGCCGCAGGCGGUGGUGCCGCUCAUGGCUCCGUCGGCUUAUAACGAAGAUGAUUGCUUGCCUUCAAUAAUGCCAUCUACUAAUUACCUCCGGUUGAGAUCUUCUCAACCGGCGUCGUGCUCUCUUAUGGUGGACCCCAUGAUGGCGGCCGCAUAUCUGCCGCCCGGCCCGUUUGAAAAUUCGGGCUUUUUCACGGGCGGCGGUGGUGGUGGUUUGAUGAUGGGGGGUGAUAUUUCACAUCAAGAUUUGGAUUUUCAAGGUGACGGCGGUGGAAUCUUUCUGAAUGAUACCAUGGCUAGGGCCUUUAAUUGUUCCAAUGACCUUCAGCUUAUUGUUAAUAUAAUGAAGGGAAUUAGUGGUGAAAACCAGCAUAUGGUUCAUGGAGGAGUGAGUAAUACUAGUUUGUCAUCAGAAAUUUCAAGUUUGGAAGAUCCAACAUUUAAAGUGGGAAAACUCUCUGCUGAAGAAAGGAAAAAGAAGAUACAUAGAUACAUGAAGAAGAGGAAUGAGAGAAACUUUAGCAAGAAAAUCAAGUAUGCUUGCCGCAAAACACUUGCAGACAGCAGGCCUAGGGUUCGAGGAAGGUUCGCGAAAAACGACGAACUCGGAGAACUUUCUAGAACACACAACCAUGAUGAUGACGUGGAUGAUGAUGUUGGUGUGAAAGAAGAAGAUGACAUGGAAUCAGCAGAUAUAUUAGCACACAUAAGUGGUGUGAAUUCAUUUAAAUGCAACUAUCCCAUCCAAUCUUGGAUUUGA